AUGGAUCCCAAUAUUGCCUUAUCGCACGCAAACACCCUCCUCGCCCGCGCGGAGGGAACAGGCCGCCCGCCAAUAUACAAAGCCGUUGGCAUUUCGCUUGCUGUCGCUUCGGGUAUUUUUAUCGGUAUCUCAUUCGUGAUCAAAAAAAUCGGACUGUUGAAGGCGAACGUCAAAUACAAUGAGGAAGCCGGGGAGGGAUAUGGAUAUCUGAAGAACUUCUGGUGGUGGACUGGCAUGACGCUGAUGAUAAUUGGGGAGAUCUGCAAUUUUGUCGCGUAUGCAUUCGUCGAUGCGAUCUUGGUUACGCCGCUCGGAGCGCUCUCGGUGGUGAUUACGACGAUUCUAUCGGCGAUCUUCCUCAAGGAAAGGCUGAGUUUCGUGGGGAAAGUUGGCUGUUUCUGUUGUAUUAUUGGAUCAGUGACUAUUGCCAUGAAUGCUCCUGAGCAGUCGUCUGUUGCAGACAUUCAGGGCAUGCAGCAUUUUGUGCUUCAGCCUGGGUUUCUGGUUUAUGCUGGACUGAUUAUCAUCGGGGCUGUUUUUACAGCUCUUUGGGCUGGUCCGCGAUAUGGAAAGACGAGCAUGUUCGUUUAUAUCAGUAUUUGCAGUAUGGUUGGUGGAUUGAGUGUCGUCGCUACUCAGGGUUUGGGAUCUGCAAUUCUUGCGCAGAUCAAUGGCGAAGAGCAGUUCAAGCAUUGGUUCCUUUAUGUCUUGUUCGUGUUCGUCAUUGGAACACUGCUGACUGAGAUUAUCUAUCUCAAUAAAGCGCUGAACAUUUUCAAUGCUGCUCUGGUCACGCCGACAUAUUAUGUGAUGUUCACCACCGCUACGAUCAUCACCUCUGCCAUUCUGUUCCAGGGCUUCAAGGGCACAGCAGUGCAGAUCACAACCGUGAUCAUCGGAUUCUUGCAAAUUUGUGCCGGGGUGGUCUUGCUACAGUUAUCCAAGUCCGCCAAGGAUGUUCCCGAUGCUGCCGUGUUCAAGGGUGAUUUGGAUCAGAUUCGCGAAGUUGCCGAGGUAGAAGAGCCCGAGUUCGAGCCCAAGGCUGACUCCAUUCGCGGUGCGGCAUCCAUCAUCCGCCGCAUUUCAACUGCUCGACGCACUAUGGAAGCCGAUGAAGCCCGUCGCUUCUUCCAUGACAGGCACGAGGAUACUCUGAAACCACCGAGUGAGAAUGAAAUCAUCGAAUGGGAUGGCCUGCGCCGGCGCAAGACUGUUAUUGGCGAGGGUCCAAGCAUAUCACGACCAAUCACUCCACGUACACCGUCGGUCAGACAACACCCUCCAUGGGGCAUGUCACGGAUCCCUGUUGUCGAAGAUGAGGACAAUCUUCGACCUGCUACGAAACAAAGUGGCCAUUCUUUCAUGGACGGUAUUCGGUCACGGGCUACCAGCAUGCUCCAUCCUUCCCAAUGGAGGGCUGUGAGCACAGAAGACGAGAAGAUCAGCACGCAGCCCCCGGGAAUGGCGGAUAUGCGGCUUAAAGGCGUUAACGCUGAUUCCAAAUACCAUGAGGAAACUAUGUCUGGAGGGUUGGAGGCUCCGCUCCACCUGAACCGCCCACGCAGCGAUACGCCGCGGUCCAUCUCGUGGGCAGACGAAAAGCAAGAAUCCCUAGCACCUGAGCCUCUCAGCACUGCCCGCCGUCAGUUCUCAUUCAACAACAUGAUGGGUCGUAUGAAGGCUAGCAGUGAAUCCUCCGCCAAACCUCCACCCGGCUCACCUCGUGGUAUCCUACGCCGGACGCACCUGGGAGGCGACCCUCGCAACUCCACCACCGAAGAAGAAUAUCUCGGCCUAGUCCACGGUGACUCCCGUCAUUCGCAACAAGAACAAGAGCCGCUGAGCGAGAAAUUGGACCGCUGGUCCAGCGGGGAGUCAGAACUUGGCGAGCCUCGCCCCAUGUUCCAAGGUCGACCACACGGUAACUCUGUGUCUAGCAUGUCAACCGCCGCGUUCCCUGCUUACGAGGACAAUCACCACCACUAUGCCGAGUCCCACAACCCGUAUUACCUUCCCAACAGACAAGCUGUCUCAUCCUCAGACCACAUCUCCCAAGGAGAUGAGGGCUGGAAACACCCCUCCAUCAAGAGACAGCGGCCGCAAAAGUCGUACUCGGACAAACUCAUCUGCCCAUCCUGCUCCGCCUCCCUCCCAAUCCUCCUUCUCUACCCACCGUCAUCCAAACCCGCUCCCACCUCUCCCGGACAUCACACCUACUCCCACACUCGAUCCCAUGCCCAUCGCAACCAAUCCCUCGGCGCUGAGAGCAGUCUCUUCAGAAACCGAUGUGACUAUAUCUACCUCCCCCGAAGCGGGAGAUCACAGUGA
Messenger RNA from Penicillium bovifimosum, 2328 nucleotides. Its product is annotated as DUF803 domain membrane protein. Gene Ontology annotation, biological process: magnesium ion transport. The coding region runs from base 1 to 2328 and encodes 775 amino acids. Lineage: Eukaryota; Fungi; Ascomycota; Eurotiomycetes; Eurotiales; Aspergillaceae. Gene Ontology annotation, cellular component: membrane. The record is from RefSeq and is a predicted model, not a curated record. Gene Ontology annotation, molecular function: magnesium ion transmembrane transporter activity. The transcript is spliced from 2 exons.